UGUUAAUAAACAUCUGAGGACUCAUUUUGCAAAGAACCAUUUCAAGCCUAUUAAAUGUGGGGAAGACUUUUCUCAAAGAUCCAUUCUUCUGUCUAACAGUAUGCAUAUAAGAGAGAAUCCUAAUGAACGUGAAAGAGAUUUUAACCAGUCCUCCAGUUCUGGUGAUCAUCCAAAACUUUAUGUGGGAAAAAACCCAUCCAGAUAUAAGAAGCCUGGGAACACGUUUAGUCAGUCAUCAGGAACACGUAUACAUAAGACAAUCUGUAGUGUAGAGAAACCUUACAAAAGUAAAGAAUACAGCACAGACUUUAAAUUGCCAUCGAUCCUUACUCACCAUCACAGAAUUCAUACUGGAGAGAAACCUUACCAAUGUCAAGAAUGUGGGAAGGCCUUUAACCGCAGCUCAAGCCUUACUGAACAUCACAGAAUUCAUACUGGAGAGAAACCUUACCAAUGUCAAGAAUGUGGCAAGACCUUUAAUCGGAUGUCACACCUUACUGAACAUCACAGAAUUCAUACUGGAGAGAAACCUUACCAAUGUCAAGAAUGUGGCAAGGCCUUUAACCAUAGCUCAAGCCUUACUCAACAUCACAGAAUUCAUACUGGAGAGAAACCUUACCAAUGUCAAGAAUGUGGCAAGGCCUUUAACCACAGCUCAAGCCUUACUCAACAUCACAGAAUUCAUACUGGAGAGAAACCUUACCAAUGUCAGGAAUGUGGGAAGGCCUUUAUCCAUCAGUCAGGCCUUACUACACAUUACAGAGUUCAUACUGGAGAGAAACCUUACAAAUGUGUAGAAUGUAGCAAGGCCUUUAAGCAGGUAGCCAACCUUACUCGACAUCACAGAAUUCAUACUGGAGAGAAACCUUACCAAUGUCAAGAAUGUGGCAAGGCCUUUAAGCAGAUAUCACACCUUACUGAACAUCACAGAAUUCAUACUGGAGAGAAACCUUACCAAUGUCAAGAAUGUGGCAAGGUAUUUGUGUCCCAUUCAGGCCUUACUCGACAUCAGAGAAUUCAUUCUGGUAAGAAACCUUUCAGAUGUUAA
Messenger RNA from Lontra canadensis (Northern American river otter), 1048 nucleotides. Its product is annotated as zinc finger protein 525-like. Gene Ontology annotation, molecular function: DNA-binding transcription factor activity; RNA polymerase II cis-regulatory region sequence-specific DNA binding. The record is from RefSeq and is a predicted model, not a curated record. NCBI's taxonomy places the organism in Eukaryota, Metazoa, Chordata, Mammalia, Carnivora, Mustelidae. Bases 101 to 1048 code for a protein of 315 amino acids. Gene Ontology annotation, biological process: regulation of transcription by RNA polymerase II. The transcript has a single exon.